Exophiala oligosperma is the source of this 1039-nucleotide messenger RNA. RefSeq lists its product as uncharacterized. Gene Ontology annotation, cellular component: mitochondrion. The transcript is spliced from 2 exons. Gene Ontology annotation, molecular function: acetylpyruvate hydrolase activity. Bases 132 to 845 code for a protein of 237 amino acids. The record is from RefSeq and is a predicted model, not a curated record. NCBI's taxonomy places the organism in Eukaryota, Fungi, Ascomycota, Eurotiomycetes, Chaetothyriales, Herpotrichiellaceae.
AACCAAGUUCUGUACGGAGCAAGGGCGAGCUUUACGAUACGAGCACGGCUUCCACCAAGACUACGGACUACGAUAGCCGCAGGGUCUGCACAAGCACCGCAUUUACUUGCCCCGGCGCAACAAACACCAGGAUGGCAUCCAUCAAAGCAAAUUGCCGAAAGGUCAUUUGCAUUGGCAGAAACUAUGCGGACCACAUCACUGAAUUAAACUCUGCCCGACCAGCACAGCCUUUCUUCUUCCUCAAGCCUCCCUCUUCUAUCUUGCUGCCGAACAAAGGGCCAGUCAUUCGACCUCGCGGGGUCAACUUGCAUCAUGAAGUCGAACUUGGUCUAGUGAUCGGAAAGACACCCUCUCCGGAAGGACUGAAGAAUCUGCAAGCUUCGGACUCCAAGAUGCUGAGUUACAUCAAGAGCUAUUUUCUUGGCAUAGAUUUGACCGCCCGAAAUGUGCAAGACGAGGCAAAGAAGAAGGGUCUGCCAUGGAGCAUAGCAAAAGGUUUUGAUACCUUCUUGCCCAUAAGCCAUGAGAUUCCUUUUGACCGGAUACCUGACCCCCACGACGUGGUGCUGUGGCUAAGCGUCAAUGGCACCAUCAAGCAAAAGGACAGUUCCAACCUGAUGCUGUUCGAUAUUCCCCGAAUGAUGAGCGACAUCAGCAAGGUCAUGACCUUGGAAGAGGGCGACAUCAUCCUGACAGGGACGCCGAAGGGUGUAGGCCCACUGGUUGGAGGAGAUGUUGUAAAAUGCGGUCUAGAGGCAGACGGUAGGGAGGUGGUCGAGGCAAGAAUUGAGGUGCAAGUGGUAGACGACACCACGGAAGGAGCAUACGAAUUCAAGGAAACUUGACGCACUCGCUCAGAGACUUCUCAAAGCUGCCGAUCUUCACAAAACUUUGGACAUACUGUGGACAGCCAUCUAUAAUGAAAGACAGCCGACAUAUUAAAACCAUCCACGUUCUGCUCCCAGGAAAACCCGAACCUCUCUUACUUCUGUCCAUCUUCCACGCGGCAUGCGUCUUCACCCAUCACUUGAGGUUGACA